This is a messenger RNA of Volvox carteri f. nagariensis, 285 nucleotides long. RefSeq lists its product as uncharacterized. The transcript has a single exon. The record is from RefSeq and is a predicted model, not a curated record. NCBI's taxonomy places the organism in Eukaryota, Viridiplantae, Chlorophyta, Chlorophyceae, Chlamydomonadales, Volvocaceae. The annotation marks the transcript as partial.
CUUGGGAGCCUGGGGGCCUGGGAGCCUGGGAGCUUGGCAGCCUGGGGGCCUGGGAGCUUGGGAGCCUGGGAGCCUGGGGGCCUGGGGGCCUGGGGGCCUGGGAGCCUGGGGGCCUGGGAGCCUGGGAGCCUGGGAGCCUGGGGGCCUGGGGGCCUGGGAACCUGGGAGCCUGGGGGCCUGGGAGCCUGGGAACCUGGGAGCCUGGGGGCCUGGGGGCCUGGGGGCCUGGGAGCCGGGGGCCUGGGAGCCUGGGGGCCUCGGGGUUUGGGGGUGACACAACCAUGA